GCGCUAACACAAAAUUUUUCAGGGGCUAUCGCAGAAUUAUCCCAACCUCCUCCACUGAAAGUAUUUUGUUUGUCGUUUUAUCAGCAGUAACUAAACCACCUCAGUACAACCAUGCCGAAAGAAAACAAGAAGAGAGGUCGGAGGCUGAAGGAUAAGCCUUACAAGAAGGAGGAUAAAGCUGUUGAGGCUCCUGCUGAGGUUGAGGAAAAGCACGAGUUUUCACGGGAGCAGGAGGGAUCUGAAGAACCUACUCCUCAUCCCCAGGCAUUUUACGGAUUGCUGGACAGUACCCAGAUUGAAUACUUCACGCAAGCCACUGGAAUCAUCGAUGCGAACACAUUCUCAUCCGACGAAGAGCGGGAUCAACUCUAUGAUGCUUUGUGGAACGAAUGUAGUGGGAUCGAGCUAAAGGUUGUGACUGAUCCCACUGGAUCGAAAGUUUUUGAACGCCUACUUCUCGUCGCCUCGAAAGAGAGGCUGCUAGAGACGUAUCAGGCGUUCGCUUCCAGAGUUGCCGAGCUUGCCACUCAACGAUUUGCUAGCCACUGCUUGCAGACGUGGAUUAAUCGAUCAAGAGCGUUGGUUGACGAGGAGAUGAAGAGCAAUCCAAAACUUGCGGAAGUCAGUGUAGUGCAGCCUGAAAAGACUCCAAUCAUCUCCAAUAUCUUGGACAUGUAUACGGAAAUCAAACCUGAGAUUUAUCGCGUUGCUUUCCAUCCGUUCGGGUCACAUGUGUUUCGCACCCUUCUCCUUGCCCUCUCCGGUACCGCUAUCGAAGAGUCAACAGCCAAGUCAGUGAUGAGCAACAAAAAAGUGCUGGGUGCUAAAAAGAAAACAGCUGUUGACAACUCGGACAAGAUUUUUUAUGAAUCAUAUGAGACCCCUCUGGUCUUCAAGGAUGCCGUGCUAGAUGUUCUUGCUGCGAUGCUGGACAGACUGACGACUGACGAGGCACGAAGAUUAGCCUCCGAUCCCAUCUCGAGUCCCGUUGUCCAGCUGAUUAUCGAAAUCGAAGACAGUCUGAUGCGCAAGGAUAUGCUUAGCAUAAUCUUCCCCACCACAUCGGGAGAGCUUGAUUUUAUCACGGUUUCUUAUCUCGAGAGCCUUCUGAGUAGCUCUGUCGGAUGCCACUUCUUGGAAAACAUAUUACAUAGCUGCCCCAUCUCCUUUGUCGAUUACCUCUGCUUCUCAUUCUUCGUCCCUAGACUAGACAUUGUGUACAAGGCGCAGGGAUUUAGCUUUGCCGUUAAGGCCAUCAUGGAGCGACUUAAUAAGUCGAACACUGCUGCAUUCGGUAAGGCGUUGCUUGCGCGCGUCAACGACUUAUCUUUACCCAACAUCAUAAUCCUGAAUAGCAUUAUCAUUGCCAUCUCAAGACACUCUGUUCUGGAACAAGAGCUGUUGCAGAAAAUAACCAACAUCUCGCCAAAAGACAACAAAAACUUCCUCCUGGCGUUACUGGAGAUCGAUGACUACGAGUCUAUCACCGAGACUCAGAGAAGUCGACUAAAUGAUAGUAUCAAGCAGAGAUCCUUGUUUGUCGAGAGCCUCAUCACCCACGUUCCCGAACUAUCAACCAAGAUAGUCGACGCUUUCAUACAGUUCCCCGAGUCUGCCAAGCUGAAAUUUAUGCAGAACACUGUCUUUGCGCAUGUUGCAGAGUCGAUCUACAAGAAAUCGGAUCUUCCUCUCGUCUCCCGCAAACGUCUGAUGAACGAUCUCGAUGGCCACUUUGUGGAACUGUCCUGCGGUGCCGGAUCCUCUAGAGUUGUCGACGCGUGCAACAUCACGACAGCCCAGGGAAUGAAUCACUACAGAGAGAAAAUUGCAAAGGAGUUUAUGGCUGGACGCGAGACUUUGAUGAGAAACCCUUACGGGAAGAUCGUUUGGCGGAAUUGGAAUAUGGAUAUGUACAAGCGUGAUUUUGGGUCUUGGAAGCAUAAUCAGCGGAGAUAGAUGUACAUCAAUAUUCCAUAUUGAUUUGAAGUGUGGUAAUGCAGAUAGAAUAUUGAAGAUGGACGGCGUUA
Myxozyma melibiosi is the source of this 2027-nucleotide messenger RNA. RefSeq names its product armadillo-type protein. Bases 112 to 1956 code for a protein of 614 amino acids. Gene Ontology annotation, biological process: ribosomal small subunit export from nucleus; endonucleolytic cleavage in ITS1 to separate SSU-rRNA from 5.8S rRNA and LSU-rRNA from tricistronic rRNA transcript (SSU-rRNA, 5.8S rRNA, LSU-rRNA); endonucleolytic cleavage to generate mature 5'-end of SSU-rRNA from (SSU-rRNA, 5.8S rRNA, LSU-rRNA). Gene Ontology annotation, molecular function: RNA binding. The transcript has 6 exons. Gene Ontology annotation, cellular component: 90S preribosome; nucleolus; preribosome, small subunit precursor. The record is from RefSeq and is a predicted model, not a curated record. Lineage: Eukaryota; Fungi; Ascomycota; Lipomycetes; Lipomycetales; Lipomycetaceae.